AUGUUAGGUGCGACCAAACACUAGGCACAGUUAGUUCUUCAAUUCUCACCGUAACAUGUCAAACUUGUAUGCGGACCAAAACGCUGGACGUGAAGGAUCCCAAUUCUGUGUCUUCGCAUUUGCACCCUUCAGAUUCAGAGUGGGUAAAGAUCAAAAGAGAUGAAGGAAAUGGUGGUGGUUCUUUACCCAUCUCCCUGCUCCGGCCACCUUAUGUCUAUGGUGGAGCUGGCCAAGCUCAUCCUCCAUCGCCACCCCAAUCUCUCCACCACCAUCCUCACCGUUAACCCUCCGUUCUAUGUCGGCAACACCGCCCCUUACAUCGCCUAUAUUUCCAAUGAAUUUCCGGACAUCGCUUUCCUCGAGCUCUCGCCCCCUGAAUUCUCUGUCGAUCAUUCUCUAAAUCUAGAGACCCUCGUCUUUGAAUUCAUCCAUGACAGUAACCCCAGUGUCUCGAAAGCCCUCGAAUCCAUAUGUGAACAAUCUAAUAUAGUGGCUUUCAUCAUGGACCUUUUCUGUAUGACCGCUCUCGAUGUCGCCAACGAUAUGCACAUCCCGGCGCACGUCUUCUACACGUCGAGUGCUGCGGAUCUCGCCAUCUUCCUAUACACCCCCACCCUCCACUCCCGAAUUCCCAUCAGCUUCCGUGACCAAAAGGAGCUCCUCAUAGUGCCAGGCCUCCCCUUAGUGCCACCGACCAGCAUGCCAGACCCUUUACUUGACCGCACCAACAAAGCUUAUGAUUGGUUUGUCAAAGCUUGCAAUCGAAUUGCUCUCACACAAGGAAUAUUAGUCAAUUCCUUUGAUGAACUAGAGCCGCCCCGUGCCCUCCGAGCCCUAGCCUUUGGUGAGUGCACCCCUGAUGUUCCCACCCCCCCAGUCUACUGCAUUGGCCCCCUCAUCGCUGCUUCCACUAGCGGCGGUGAUGACGAUUGCCAGUGCUUGGAAUGGCUCCGCGUGCAGCCAGCUGCAAGCGUGGUGUACUUGUGCUUCGGGAGCCAAGGGACCUUCUCGCCUCCUCAAAUUAAGGAGAUUGCAAUCGGGCUCGAGAACAGCCGGCAAAGGUUCCUUUGGGUGAUACACAGCACUCGCCUCAUGCACGAACCCGACCUCGAUGCGCUCUUACCAGAGGGGUUUUUAGGGCGGACUGCUGAGUUCGGGAUGGUGAUGACGUCCUGGGCACCGCAGGUGGCGGUUCUGAACCACCCUGCGGUGGGGGGCUUUGUGACGCACUGCGGGUGGAACUCCGCCCUCGAGAGCGUGUGCGCAGGGGUGCCCAUGUUGGCUUGGCCCCUGUAUGCAGAGCAACAUCUCAACGCGUUGUUUAUGGUGGAAGAGAUGAAGAUUGCAAUGGCGAUGGAGAUAGGGGACAGCGGGUUCGUAGAUGGUGGUGCAGUGGCUCGGUGUGUGAAGGGGCUAAUGGAGUCGGAGAAGGGGAACAUGCUCAGAGACAGGAGUAAGGCCCUUAAAGAGAAAGCCGCCACCGCUUUGAGUGAGGGCGGAACAUCGCGCUUGAGCUUGGAUGCCGCGGUCGAGGCGUGGCUUGGAGCAGUGCAGCCAUGAACGCUUCUGUUAUCCCUUUCUAGGCUAGAUUCCUCCAUUGAAGGUCACAAAAGGUCUUGAUAGCUGAUUCCAAAUGGUUUUGAAGAAUAACAGUUCACCAAAACCAACCAUGUAGUCUCUAUGAAUGAAGCAAUCGUGUGGAGAUCGUCCACUAGAUUUUGUACUGCUUACUAGUGUUCUCUUAGCAAUGGUUAUAAUUGUUGCUCAUGUAACACUUGAUUUUGUAAUGCCUUUCGUUCUCUUAGCAAUGGUUAUCUGAUUUUACUAGUGUUCUCUUAGCAAUGGUUAUAAUUGUUGCUCAUGUAACACUUGAUUUUGUAAUGCCUUUAGUUCUCUUAGCAAUGGUUAUCUGAUUUUACUAGUGUUCUCUUAGCAAUGGUUAUAAUUGUUGCUCAUGUAACACUUGAUUUUGUAAUGCCUUUCGUUCUCUUAGCAAUGGUUAUCUGAUUUUACUA
Molecule: messenger RNA, 2015 nt
Organism: Amborella trichopoda
Lineage: Eukaryota; Viridiplantae; Streptophyta; Magnoliopsida; Amborellales; Amborellaceae
Source: RefSeq, a predicted model, not a curated record